Schizophyllum commune H4-8 is the source of this 1339-nucleotide messenger RNA. RefSeq lists its product as uncharacterized. The transcript has 2 exons. Lineage: Eukaryota; Fungi; Basidiomycota; Agaricomycetes; Agaricales; Schizophyllaceae. The record is from RefSeq and is a predicted model, not a curated record. Bases 102 to 935 code for a protein of 277 amino acids.
CCAGCGUCCCGCCUAGACUCCACUCGCUUAUUCUUGCCCUCUACCUCUCCCACCCGCAUCCUCGACUCGUCCUCGUUCCCCCAUCCGCUACAGCAGCCAGAAUGAGCGGCCUCAUGGGAAAGGCGGGCAAGGUGCUCUUUGAGCGCCACCUGGAGAGCUACGCACCGGCCGACCCGAUGUACGAGGAAUAUGUGGAUGCCAAGGGCAGGAAGAAGAGGAGAAGGCGCGCGAUACCCCCCGGCCUGUCCAAGCGCGAUGCGAAGAUUCUCAAGUCGGUGCAGCGCCAGGCGCACUACCUCGACAAGGGCUUCUCGAUAUGCGGCCUGCGCUUCGGGUGGACGUUCAUCAUCGGCAUCAUCCCCAUGGCCGGCGACAUCACGGACGCGGCGCUCAACUAUACCCUCGUCCUGCGCAAGGCGAAGCAGGCGGAGCUCCCCGGCUGGCUUGUGCGGCGCAUGCUCUUGAACAACGCGGUCAGCGCCGGCGUGGGUCUCGUUCCUAUCGUCGGCGACGUCGUGCUGGCGGCGUUCAAGGCGAACAGCCGGAAUGCGGCGCUGCUGGAGGAGUUCCUGCGCAUACGCGGGGAGGAGCUUCUGAAGCUGCAACAGGGCGGCGCGAGCGUGAGCCAGGCGACGAAGCCGACUGCGCCGGAGGGCAAGAAGGGAAAGGGCCAGGUCGUGCCAGGCGUGUCGAAGGCCGAUGCGGAGCAGGUGAAGCCUGGGGCUGGUGCUCCCUCGCGUCCGGCGCAGCGGGCUACGACGAGCACGGAGACGAACGUGUCGGGGAAGAGCAAGCGGAGCUUUAGGGCCUGGUUUGGCGGGGGUGGCAGCCAGAAGGACAAGAACAAGGGCAAGCAGCUGCCUCCGCCCCUUCCUCCUGUAGGCGACCGCGGCCGGUUCGUGGAGAAUCUCGAUGAUGGCCACAGAACUGCUUGAGUCACGAGGGGUGUCCUUCGAACGUACGUUUAUACCUUUCUGACUGGGUUACUGUGAUACCUUAACGGACGCUUGCUGGUUUUCCAUUCCGUUCACCUCCAUGCACGAUUAUACUGACUAUAGAUAUCGGCCCCAUAUACAUGCACUGCUAAGUACUGUAUUCCCUAUUCACCUUCGCUGUCGUUCCUCACCUGGGUAUUGAUAUCAAGAUAGUCGGCUUGGACCUAUAUAUCGUUUGUUGAUGGCCCUGUUAUAUCGCACUUUCCUUUGAGCUUCGCAAGCUCGGCUUGUUCUCUUCCUGGAUGCGUGUGUGACCCGUAGGGAGUUAUCUCUAUGAGCACUGUACCUUGGUCUUGCGGCUUCGCGCGGUCCUAAUGGUUAUUGUUCCUGAUCAGUAUCCUGCA